CUGGGGCAGAGGCGUAAGAAACCAUACAUUCGACGAUGGAUGGGUCUAUCGCUUUCCGCACGACUGAUCGGGGAGUAGUGAACACCACUCAGCUCGCAGCGUAAAAGAAGCCGCCGAUUCCCCCAUUUGGAAAAGCCCCCGAACGAGUCAGUAGCGCCGUCCUUCAACAACGAUGAAGAAGUGCGUGCGCUGGUCGACCGUCACCGUGUACGAAUUCGGUGUCGGAUUGGGAGGCAGUGCCGUGCCGAAGCAUGGCGGGCCUUCCAUCGGCCUCGCGAGUAAACCUCUCUGUGUAUGGAGCACGCCACUAGACGAUGCCUCCCUGGCGGAGCGCGACGACGUGGAGGACGAGACGAUGCCCUCCCCGCCCAGGACGAAGAAGACAAAGAGUGACAAACCCAAGCGCGCACAGAGACGCCGCAAGGUGCGCUGGCUCAAGCCGCUGGAGCGCGUGACGAUGCUCACCAAGGCCGGCUGCAGUGAGAAGCGCAUCUACCGUAUGAUGAUGGAGUCGUCCGAGAUCGCCAUGUCUCGACGACUUACGCUUCGAGUGCUGGACAUUUAAUUUCGUAUUUGAGGUCGUUUGUCCCUGUCCAAGCGCGCUGCAAGGAUAGACGGAGAGGAGGGCUCACUCGCGCUGAGUGUAUCAACAAGUUUGAGAGCGAUCGAGCGGAAAGCGAGUGAGCGGAAAGCGAGUGAGCGGAAAGCGAGUGACGAGCACUCGCUGAUGGGGGCAGGAAUUUGUACCAUAACCAUAAUUUACAAGAAGGU
Molecule: messenger RNA, 771 nt
Organism: Phytophthora infestans T30-4
Lineage: Eukaryota; Oomycota; Peronosporomycetes; Peronosporales; Peronosporaceae
Exons: 1
Coding region: 173-565 (130 amino acids)
Source: RefSeq, a predicted model, not a curated record